This is a messenger RNA of Cladophialophora yegresii CBS 114405, 831 nucleotides long. RefSeq lists its product as uncharacterized. Lineage: Eukaryota; Fungi; Ascomycota; Eurotiomycetes; Chaetothyriales; Herpotrichiellaceae. Gene Ontology annotation, cellular component: mitochondrion. The transcript has a single exon. Gene Ontology annotation, molecular function: enoyl-CoA hydratase activity. Gene Ontology annotation, biological process: fatty acid beta-oxidation. Bases 1 to 831 code for a protein of 276 amino acids. The record is from RefSeq and is a predicted model, not a curated record.
AUGGGAGGGGCUGAUGACGCUGCUUCAGUUACAGUCUCCUUGUCUGAACGUCGAAGUGGCACCGUCGCAACUCUCGCCAUAUCGAAUCCCUUGCGACUAAAUAGCUUAAAUUCCACGGUUCUAAAUGCCAUCGUCUCUUCCGUCUCGUCUCUGUCCGACCAACCCAAUCUUCGCUGCGUCAUUGUAACGGGUGCUCUCCUUCAAACCAAGCAACAAGCCUUCAUAGGCGGCGCCGACAUCUCAGAGAUGAGCACCUUUCCCGACGCCGAAGCGGCGCGCAGCUUCAUCACGAAGAUACAUCUGGCCAGCCAAGCAUUCCGCGACUUACCAGUUCCCGUCAUUGCGAGGGUCAAUGGGCACGCGCUGGGAGGCGGUCUUCUCAUUGCAGCUGCAGCUGAUUUGCGGGUGGCUACCUCAACCGCACUUUUCGGGAUGCCUGAGGUGCAGAGAGGUGUCCCCAGCACAGUUGAGUCAGCGUUGCUACCUGCAAUCAUUGGAUCUGCGCGGGCAAGGAGACUACUGCUGCUGGGCGACAUGAUCACGGCGGGGCAAGCGGAAUCUUGGGGCCUCGUGGACAGAGUCGUUCAAGCGAAUGAAUUAGACGAUGCUGUGGAGGAAUGGGUGCAAAUACUAUUGAGGGCUGGACCCAAAGCACUCGCUGCUCAGAAGAGGUUAAUGAGCGUAUGGGAACAGGUUCCGGCACAGGAAGCCAUUCACGCCGGUGUGUGGGAGUUCGGCAGGGCUUUUGAGGGAGAUGGACUCGCCUCGGAAGGGAGAAGGAUGAUGAAUGAGUUUCGGGCAAAGAAUCAUGGAAGGAAGAGUCGGCUUUAG